AUGCGAUGCAAUUGGUCCGCCAUUGCCAAUGCCUUCCAUAGACUGCCUUCCUGUGGCGCCUCGCCGUUAGCGAGGGGGAAUAUUGCUGCGGCGAAUAUAUCCAGAAAUGCCUUGGCUCUGUCUCGCCAUCUACCAGGGACAUUAUCUUCUCGUAGGCACCGCCGAGGGACCUCGUCCCCAGCUCCAUCCAUAUAUACACCAUCUAGGUCAUAUGCCACUGCUACUCUUGCCUUCACGCCUGCUCCUGGUCCCACCAUCCCUGAGAAAACGCCUGAACCCCUACCAGAGCCAAGACCCGCUCAACUCACAGACGCCCAGAUUUCUAGGGCUGCCUCUCAAGCCGUCCGGUUAUGUUUCAAGGAGGGUCAAAUCAGAGAUGCUUUCUUCAUUCUCAAUUCCAUGGCUUUGGCCCAGUACAAGAACGCAUCACCAGGCCAAGUUCCUCCGAAGCUCCGUCAACUCCCCGACCCAAUCGAUUUUUCGCGCCCUGUCUCUCAGAGGCUGACUGCACACUGUGUGCUUCAUGGUCUCAUUCGUGCAGGGUUGUCUAAGAAAGCCGUCAAAGAGGCUCAUUCAAUGAUGGAGGGCGGGAUUAAACUACGUGCCGCCACGAUGAAGGCUAUCAUAGAUGCUCUCACGAUGCCAGGCAAAGCAUUUCCAAUGCAUGGCGCAAAGGUUCGGAGACUUAUCCUCGACCUCGCUCGGACGCCUGAAGGCCCGGAGGUCUUGAAGCUUCGCUCGAGCAUGGUGACAGAUCAGACUACGCGCAUGGCUGUCCGGUUUUUCCUGGAGGCAAGAAAGUACGGUCAUCAGCGCACGAAUGGCAUGUAUGAGAGCCUCAUCAAUGCUUGUCUCCUUCAAGGCGAGAUCCUGGUGGCGUGCCUGCUAUUCGUCUUGCUGGUUAAGGACUGGCAGAUACGGAAGGCCAUCACGGAGCAGGUCAUCAAAUCGAUGUCAGAAGCCAACGACGCCGCUGAUGAAAAGGCUGCCACUCGGGUACAUAUCCCGAAGACUGGGCGCAUGCAGCUUUCGCCGUUCCCGUCCCAGGGCAUCCUCCGCUCCAUCCUCAACUCAAUAUCCGCGUGCUGGGAUGAUAUACCUAGUAACGAUAAUCCCACGCAUCAGAUUCGGUCAGCAUUACAAGCCCUUGCCAACCUCGCUACCCUCCUGAACGACAAACUCUUACCUUUUUCGGAUAUUUCGAGGCUGGUCAAAACUAUGUACUCUGUGCCUCGGUACAGAGACAUAGAUGUCUGGGUUGACGGGCCCAAUGGGCCUCGGCGGGUGGAAGCAUACUCAUACAUCCACUCGGCAUUGCGGCGACUGUUCGACAACUUGCCGCAUUCGUAUAACCAUGGGGAUAGCAGGGCACGGCCCCCACUGAACAUGAAUACGUACAACUCGCUUUUGUAUUAUGCUCUGCGGCAUCGUCAAUCGUUCGGUCUGGCGAAUAAAGUCCUGGAUCAUAUGCAACGUCGUCGUUCCCCGCCGUUGCAGCCUAAUCGUGAUACUCUCAACAUUCUAAUAAGAGCUGGGACCGUCUUGCGUGUAAAUGGCCUUACUGAGCAGGCAUUGGAGGAAUUGCGACGAUGGGGCGAGGGUGCCGAACACCGCAUCCUCACCUUAGACUUCCCGGAUAUGACUAUCAUUGGCCAGACCCGGCGGCAGGACAGUAGUCAAAACGCAACAGAUCCAGCAUCCUCGGUACAGGUACCGAUUGAUGAGGCGGAAGGAAGAUCGGCGGAACAUAUUACUGUGACCAUGGACGACAGUCAGCUGAACAGCGAAACGGACCAUAGUUUGGCGUUAACGGCGGAGAUUAUACCUGCUCAUAAACCACAAGAGGGCGUGGCGCCCGCAUCCCAGGGCGGCGCAUUGCAUUCACUCCCUCAUGCCGACUCGUACACUGUGAUAGCUUAUAUUUCGCACCUCGUGGCGACAGGCCGACCACAUGUCGUUGCAGAUAUUCUGUUCCAGCUGCUCCCGGAACUGCUCAUCGUGAAUCACCCUGCUCGGGCUUCCAUGCCUUACCAAGAUCCCGAGACUUCCCAGAGACAGCGCCUCCAGCGCGCAGUCAGUUAUGGCCCGCAUUUUUUCGCCGUCGUCAUCAAUGCGCUGCGACUAACGGGGCGUACGGGGCUGUGCGAGCGUGUGUGGCUGCUAGCACGGCAGGCUGAACGAGCUAGCUGGGAGCCAGAUGCAAAUGUCCAGCCCUGGUGUCUCCCGAUACAUGCAUAUACUGCGAUGAUGCAAUGUUAUGCCCAGGAGUCCAAGAAAGGUUUGCGGAUGAAAGGCGUCGAGAGCUGUACAGAAGGUCAAGCUGGGUGGACACCCUACUCGUCCGACCAUGUUAUUGGUUGGGCUUCUUUCAUUCUGCACCGGGACCGGCUGAGACCGCAUCAGCUCAGCCGCCAUGACGCAGCAGAGGAGAUGGGUAUGCUGUUGCUCCGAUCCAUGAACAGCGGCGCGUUGGCAGUCGUCGAUGCUAUGCACGAGAUCAAGAUGAAGACAGGGAACUCAGUCGCACUACAGAACGUUUCGGUCUUUCAACCUGAUGCUCGAUUUUUCAAUGCCGCCCUCGACGUGUUCAGCAGACAUCCUCGGAUGUGUGCUCGCAGACCGCGCACCAGCCCGUCGCACUGGAGACGGCUCCUGCGCAGGUCCAUCGCCGCUUACAUGGACUCCGGACGGGUGUCGCCUGGAUGGUCGCCCGGUUUGCAGGAGAUUGCGGAAGACCUGGUUGCGGCUGGGUUCGCCGUACCUGUGGGAUUCCAGCAUAUGCUCGUUGGAAAAUGGCUGCCAACCCCGUCGGAACAGACGCAGCGCUCAGUAGUGGACGUGCGUCCGUACGGUUAUCCUUCCUACUCGCCAUCAUUCCUUGCGCAUUCUAUCCCCACCUCGAAGACUAGAGGGCUUCCCGUUAGCAAGAGAUACAGUCGGAACCGUCGGACAGCCCAGUCAUGA
Gloeophyllum trabeum ATCC 11539 is the source of this 2964-nucleotide messenger RNA. RefSeq lists its product as uncharacterized. Lineage: Eukaryota; Fungi; Basidiomycota; Agaricomycetes; Gloeophyllales; Gloeophyllaceae. The coding region runs from base 1 to 2964 and encodes 987 amino acids. The record is from RefSeq and is a predicted model, not a curated record. The transcript has a single exon.